Molecule: messenger RNA, 2154 nt
Organism: Schistosoma spindalis
Lineage: Eukaryota; Metazoa; Platyhelminthes; Trematoda; Strigeidida; Schistosomatidae
Source: the annotation of a GenBank genome assembly
GUUUAAUCCGGGUUGUUGUAGGGAUGAUUUUAAAUGUACAAAAAACAAAGUUCUUUAUAAUCGAAGAAAUAUUUCACAUAAAAAUUCCUAUAUGCUAUUCUGCCUGAACGUCAAACAACGUUUUAAUAAUUGGUUGUGCGAAAUUACCUCCUGUUCAAUUGCUCUUUCAACAAUUGACCAUUCAAAUUUGACCUCGAAUUGUCUCUUGAACACGAGGAUAUAGAACAUGAUAUUCGGCAACAAGGUUGCGACUGCGUCAUUUGACCAGCUGGCACCAGGUGGGAUUAGGAUUAUAUAUAACCAGCCACAACAUACGAUUCUAAGCGACCACAAAAGCAUUGCCCAAGAAGAUAUAAAAUUUCUUUGCAAUUCAUCUCAGAGUUUUUUCCCACAACACACAGUUUUGAGUGAACGCAAAUUUGGCAAAGAUUACGGAAAGAUAUUCAAAUGUUCGUCUUGUGACCGAACUUUCACCUCCAGAUCAGGGUUAUGGUACCAUGUACAACUUGUUCAUGAAGUACAAAAUUAUCCAUGUGAUCAGUGUUCAAGAACCUUCAGAUUGAAACAAUAUCUUAUUGCACAUAUUCAACAAGUUCAUGAAAAAAGAUUAGCUAAAUGUGAAGUAUGUGGCACAACGUUUGCCUCAUUGGGUAAUCUAAAGAAACAUGAAAAAAGUAUACAUGGAGGAAGAUUAUUCGACUGUCCUUCUUGUGAUCGUUCCUUCACCUCAAGAUCCGGUUUAUGGUAUCACAUUCAUCUUGUCCAUGAUGUUCAGUCAUUUCAGUGCGAUGUAUGCUCCAGGACAUUUGCAUUACGAGUCUAUCUCCACGCUCAUGUACAACAGGUUCAUGGGAAGAGAAUGGUCAAAUGCGAACAAUGUGGCGAUUUCUUCCUGUCUGGAAGCAUUUUCCGAAGACAUCAAGAAACUCGACACAAAGGUAUGAAAAUCUCACCACAACAGUAUAAUUCCCCGGUUCCACGAAAAACGAAUAAAUUGAGACCUCCUUUAGGUCGGCUGAUAUUCAAAUGCGCUAGUUGUAACAAAUCUUUCGCUUCCAGAUCUGAUGUAGCGAUACAUUACAAACAUGUACACGCUGGUAAGUACACUGCGAAUAUCCAUCCACAUACACUUAAGUCAUAAUUCAUCAAUUCUAUAGGUACAUUAUUCAUUUUUACCAAUCGAAUAUCAGAAGGUUAAAAGUAAAUACACGUUUUCUUAACAUCCAACGGAUACCGUUUGUGAUUUAAUUAUUAGACUAUAUAUCUCGUAGUAUACCGAGAUAAUUAUAUCUUUGUCGAUAAACGCAAAUUUCUCUAUUGCGCUUUUUUACGCACAACGUUGGGGAAUUUAUAUCCAUUUUUCACAAAUAAAGCGAUAAUUGACUCCAAUCCUGUUGUGGUAUUAAGUUUUAAAGGACCAGCACCCAACUAUGAACGUAUUGUUUACUUCAUUAAUAGAGUCACUAGAUUUUUUAAGAUUUUGUAAUCUAAGUUUUUAUCACGGUAUUACUUUUAAUGAUUAUUAGAGAUCGAGUCAGUAUUAGAAAGUAUUAUUGUUCACAAACUUUUACUACGUAUCAUCUUAUUUGUAGCUAAAUUAAUUAAGUGCGCUGAGUGUGACAGAACGUUUACGUCGAAAUUGACUUUGCAAAGUCACGUACGCGUCGCCCAUCCUGAUGAUGACGAAGAAGAAGAGAUCGCUGAGGAAGUUGAUGAAGAAGAUGAGGAAGAAAAUGACGAAGAAGAUAAAAUUGAAAUCCCAUUAUCUCCUACAAAACCUCCCAUCAAAACUGUCAACAUUGUCCUUUUCCGCACAAACAAAAAGCUUCGUAUUCAAAACCAAACUGAUUCAUAAGUGCAGUUUUGUAAACUAUCCCCUAACAUUCACGAAGUUUUACUCUACUGUAGAUUACCGGGUGUCAGAUUUUAUCAGUUUUAUUUAUAUAAUUAUUAUUUUGAUAAGUGUGUACCUUCAUUAUUACCGUUUCUCUUCAUAUUACUAUUAUUAUUAUUAUUCAAUAAAUCAUUCUUGUACAUACAAUAGAUUAGUUCAUUCUGAAACCAUGAAAAAAUCAUUAAAAUAUAUAUCGUCCUAAUUUACGUGUUACAUACACACAGUAAAAACGAUUGAUCACACAUAAAUAUAUAAAGAAC